Messenger RNA from Scaptodrosophila lebanonensis, 1025 nucleotides. Its product is annotated as 40S ribosomal protein S6-like. Lineage: Eukaryota; Metazoa; Arthropoda; Insecta; Diptera; Drosophilidae. The transcript is spliced from 2 exons. The record is from RefSeq and is a predicted model, not a curated record. Gene Ontology annotation, biological process: translation. Gene Ontology annotation, molecular function: structural constituent of ribosome. The coding region runs from base 152 to 901 and encodes 249 amino acids. Gene Ontology annotation, cellular component: ribosome.
GCGGAUUGAAUUUUAGGUUGUUCCAUCACUUGUAGGUUUCAGUGUCAAACAAUUGUACACGCACUCAAAAAAAAAAAGUUGUGCUUGCCUUUGUUAACGGUUUUUACGGUCUUCCAACUGCUUUGUGAGUUCGCAGCGUCAAAGCCAGAAAAUGAAGUUGAAUAUUGCUUACCCAGCCAGUGGCUGCCAGAAGCUCUUUGAGGUGACCGACGAACACAAGUUGCGCAUUUUCUAUGAUAAGCGCAUGGGUGCUUUGGUUGAAGUCGACAACCUGGGCGAUGAAUGGAAGGGUUAUGUGCUCCGCAUUACGGGCGGAAACGACAAGCAAGGCUUCCCGAUGAAGCAGGGCGUGUUGACCAACACACGCGUGCGUUUGCUGCUGCAGAAGGAUCACUCCUGCUAUCGUCCCCGCCGCGAUGGCGAACGCAAACGCAAGUCUGUGCGUGGCUGCAUUGUGGACGCCAAUAUGUCGGUGCUCUCGCUGGUCAUUGUCAAGAAGGGUGAGGAGGAUAUUCCCGGCUUAACUGAUACCACUAAGCCACGUCGUUUGGGACCGAAACGCGCUAGCAAGAUACGCAAGCUGUAUAAUCUGAGCAAGGAGGACAAUGUCUGCGCCUUUGUGGUUCGUCGUCCGUUGCCGGCCACCGACAAGAAGAAGGCCACCACCAAGGCUCCGAAAAUACAGCGUCUAAUUACUCCAAUUGUUUUGCAACGCAAGCGCAAGUUGGCGGCCAUUAAGAAGAAGCGUCGCCUCGAUUCCAAGACGGCUGCAGCUGAAUAUGCUAAGCUUUUGGCCAUGCGCAAAAAGGAGUCAAAGGCUAAGCGAGAGUCCGACAAGCGUCGUCGCUCGAUCUCGUUGCGCAACUCCAAGUCCUCUGUCGGCUCAUCGACUUCCGCCUAAGUUGCGGCGCUUCUAUCUAACAAACGUACAGUUCCUUAAAACAUACACAAAUGAAUUUCAAAAUGUAGACUUAGUCUCCCACCCACCGAAAACGAAAAUAAAAAUAGUUGUAGUUCGUUCGUUA